Molecule: messenger RNA, 3435 nt
Organism: Lichtheimia ornata
Lineage: Eukaryota; Fungi; Mucoromycota; Mucoromycetes; Mucorales; Lichtheimiaceae
Exons: 13
Coding region: 1-3435 (1144 amino acids)
Biological process (GO): RNA export from nucleus; protein localization to nuclear inner membrane; transcription-dependent tethering of RNA polymerase II gene DNA at nuclear periphery
Cellular component (GO): nuclear pore inner ring; nuclear pore
Molecular function (GO): structural constituent of nuclear pore
Source: RefSeq, a predicted model, not a curated record
AUGGCCAGCUCAACGGUUCAUCGGGAUCUCUCACCAGCCGAACAACAUGCGUCCUUGACCAAUGCGGGUGCAACGAUUGAGCAACUCAUCAAACGCGACAGUCAAUACCCUGACCUUGCAGAUUUAUUACGAGGUCCAACAUCAGAGAACUAUGUCAAACGCGUGAGUCCAAUCGAACAGGACUUUAUAAAGAGCCACAGCAUCCAGAUCCCUGACAACCUUGCUGAACAAAUCGAUCAACUCGAGUGCCGAUGUUUCAUGGGCGUGCUACCCGAAAUCAAGCGUGCGUGGAUAACUGUUGAUCACCGCCUCUUCUUGUGGAACUAUGUGGAUGGAUCCGAUUUCUAUACCUACGAGGAUCAAGAUCAAAUCAUUUGUGGUGUUGGCCUUAUCAAGCCCAAGCCUGAUAGCUUUGGUGAAAACUACAACUAUGUCCUCGUGUUGGCAACACCUGUGAGCAUUAGUAUCUUGGCAGUCUCCAUUGACGACCAUAGUGUCGCUGGUGACAGGAUUUCCCUCUUUUUCACCGAUUUGGCAAUUCCCUCGGAUGGUGUGCAAAUGUCCCAGAUCACUGGAACUGAUGAUGGCAGGAUAUUCAUGGUGGGAGAUGAUGGACGUGUAUAUGAGCUAGAAUAUCAUCAAAAGCGCGGAUGGUUUCAACGGCACGGCUGUAGCCUGAUUACUCGUACCCAGACUCCCUUUAACAGUUACCUACCUACAUUUCUGAGGAAGCAAGCACCAGUCCAAGUUGCCCAAAUUGCCAUUGACAGUGAACGGAAGGUUUUAUACAUGCUGAGCAACAUGUCCACCAUCGACGUUGUGUAUUUGGGCAAUCCCACCAAUCCAUUCCAGAUUGUUGCCAGCAACAAUGACAUUUGUAAUCAAGCUCGCCUAGCGUGUCGACAAAGCACAGUCAUCUUUGACCCAUCAGAGUUCCAAAUCAGAGCGAUUCACGUCAUAUCCAAAGCCGAGUCCAAAAAAGUGCAUCUUUUAGCCGUUUCCACCAGCGGCUUCCGCAUGUAUUUCACGCAUCACCGCGACGCAUUACGCUAUAUGACAAACAACCAAGAUGAUCAGCCACCCAAUGCAUUGGAAUUGAUCCACAUUCGAUUACCACCGCCUGUUGAAUUUUCCGGUGCAACCCCCAUGAUGCAGGGACAAGAAAAUCCAAACGGCAUUGUUCAUGAAUCCUAUUACGAUUGUGGAACGAUGAUUACAGCAAAGAUUAUGAAUGAGGACAAAGACAAAAUCAUCAUGACGGCAGCCGAUAUGAGAAGUUUCGCCAGCCAGCUUGAUGCCAACAAUACGACAACGACGACUAAUACCACUACUUCUACUACGUUCCCUACAUCCACACCAGCAUCCUCUGUUUAUUCUUCACCAGCACAACGAAUGACGCUUGUGGAAACGAGUACAUCUAUUGAGUGUGAUGGACGCGUAUACGCUAUUGCCGAAGCCAACGUGCAUCCAAAGGGAAAACAAUGCAUCAAUGAAAUCAGCAAACGACUCACCGAACCACCACGACAAUUCCUUGUUCUCAGUGGAAAAGGAUUGACUUUCUUUGUUAAACAACGACCUGUCGACAUUUUACAACAAUUGCUCUUGAACGCUCGGGAUGACAUUGAAGGACAUGCUCGUGAAUUCCUUGACUUUUUUGCCGGUUAUGGCCGAGUCCAAUCAUGUGCCAUGUGUCUCGCCAUUGUUUGUGCCAACUUUGGUGCCACAACCCAUGAACAAGUCAGCGUGAUCCGUGGUGCGACUCAAUUAUUUUUCGAAUGUGGAGGAAGCCCAGCAGCAGCACCAUCGAUCACUACAGGUAGCAACUUCCUUGGCAAGGCAACGGGACCAGCAAAUACCAUUUACAGUGGCAAACAUGAUGGCUUUGCACUUUACUUUGCACGUUUGGUGGCGCCUGUUUGGAGCCUCAAAGUAUUUGAAAUCACUAGCCAGCCAAAGGCAACUCAAAACACCAGUAAAUUACAAGCUAAGCUCUUGGAAUCGCAACGUGACCUUGUUCGCUUAAAGAGCUUCAUGGAUGCCAACCAAGAAUUCCAUGCAUCUGCCAACAUUACAGAUUCUCGAUUCCAGUCUGCUGAUCAAGGAAUGCUUCAAGUACUGGUGAACGAGCAACAAUCACUGCAUAGCCUAUAUAUCCUCCUUACACAAUGCAUCGAAGCAAUCUCAUUCCUCGACUUUUUAAUCGAUGCAGGCAUCCAAGAGAUAUUCCAAGGUAUCCCCGAAAGUGCUCGAAGCGAGAUACAUAACCUGUCACUCGAUACCAUGCUCAAGGAUCCACGUGGACGUGUCAUGACGAGGGAGUUGGUGAUUGCUGCCAUUAACAAGUAUGGUGCUUCACACACCCAUGUUGGCUUUGAUAUUGUCAGUGAUCUGCUACGACGUAAAUGUAGCUCAUUCUUUGGUCCAAGUGAUGUUGCUUUCUACAAGGGUGUGGAAAAUCUACGACGAGCACAACGAGCUGAUGUUGAGCAAGAACGAUAUCAUGCAUUGACUGAAUCACUGGAUCUCUUUAAGCAAGGAGCUGAUUAUUUGACGGAUGAAAAGUUAUCAGAGAUUUGUGCCGCAUAUGACCGAGAACACUAUUACCUUGGCUCUGUUGAAUUACCACUUGAGCGUGCCCAGAAGCUUGAUCCACAGCAACAAGCACUGGCAUAUACCGAAGGUCGAGCUCCAUUUGGUGAUGCCGCUGGUCAGCAAUUCCAUCAAGAGCGAAAGCGAUGUUAUGAACACGUGUUUCGGGCAUUACAAUCCGUACGAGCCUCAUGCAAUACCCCUGAUGCCAACCGCCACGCUGAGGCUGUUCAUUAUGCCAAUCGGGUUCUCCAGGCGGCCCUUUCAUAUCAAGACAAGCAUUUUCAUUACGAGCUAUAUGAGUGGUUCCUUCAAGAAGGUCACAAGCGGGAUCUUUUAGUUGUCGAUAGCAAAUUCUUGAUUCCAUUCUUCAAGGAGCGUGUUUCAGAGGUGGAAGGCAUGGACUUUUUAUGGCAAUAUUAUCGGCGGAAAGAACAAUAUUAUGAAGCAGCGCUUUAUCUGGAGGCAUUGGCAUCACGGCCGAAUGGGUUACCGUUAUUAAAACGGGUAGAAUAUCUCGCACUCGCCAUGGUCAAUGCAAGGUGUCGUGAUCCAAAACAACAAAAGGCUCAAGAAAGUACACAGCUGCUUCAGCAACUUGAAAGGAGUAUCGGAUACGCACGGAUACAGAUGCGAUUACAACAUGCACUCAAUGCCAUGGCAACCCCCGAAAGUCAGCAGGCUGCAAGAGAACUUGACACUGAAUUGAUGGAUUUGAGUGAUCUUUACAACAAGUAUGCUCAGCCUUUUGGUAUAAUAGAUGAAGAGCGUGCUAUCCUGCAACUAGCAGAUUACAAUGAUUCAGAGGAAUCUUCUUCAUAUGUAACUUCUGAUAUCUUUAAAUAA